AUAAAAAAAAAAAAUUCUGUGCGCGCAUUCAAGAUUUUCCAACGCAGAGCUGUCACUGGUCCUUCUCCCAGCUUUCCCCUAUCACAUCUCGGCAUGUCAAAAGAAUCUUUACAGACCCAACUCGAAGGCUUCAGUAAGGACUUAGAGACGCAUCGUGACGAUGACAAGAAGAUCGCAUCUAUUUUGGUUAAACGAGCCGAAGUCUACAAGGCCAUGGGACGUAUGGAAUUAGCUGUGGCAGACGCCAAGACGGCCGUUCAGAAAGAUCCCGCCAACGAAGAAACGAAAAAAUUUAUACAGCAGUUAUACAGUGCAACAGAAUCAGUGGAGCCUGAGAAGCAAUCUUCCAAACCUCUGGAAACAUCGCAGGAUCCUCGGGUAGAUCGGUUCCGGUCGUACCUGGAUCAACUAUCCACUGCCAAGAAUGUGAAAGCGUUUGUCAGUUCUCCGGAUUUCAUUCAAGUGCUAACGUCGUGUGGCAAUCCGGAAGAUGCGAGCCAAGUACGGACAGUAGCAUUCAUGUUACUCACCAAAUUAUUCAAUCCUUCACCGGAUAUAUCGGAUUAUCCGACGAACUUUAUCAUCGAGCAAUGCGGCCAAUGUUUCUCGCAUUGCGUGGGAUCGGGGAAAACCAACGACAAAUUAUUAGCCUACCGUACCUUGUCAGCGAUUUUCCAGACCAGCAUGACGGCCGGAGCAGCGAUCUUGAGUCAGCAAGGGGUGGUGGAAGAAAUGGUCGACGUUGUCGAGUUUGAAACGCUGGACGUACAAAUUGCCGUCGCCGAAGUACUAGCUAUCGCUUCGACCGAUAAAUCUUGUCAGAAAGCGAUUGUUCAGUACGCUAGUCAAUGGUUGGCUAAAUUGGCCGGAAGCAAGACAACGGAUGAUCGUCUCAGGGCUGUCGCUGGUACCACCUUGACGAAACUCAGAGCUUCCGGCAGCGAUGCCACAUCAGCUGGUAAAACAGACACCAAAGACUCGGCCACCAUACUGCAAGAGGCCAUGCAAAGAAUGAAUUUGAAGGAUGCCGAUCUUGUGACCGCACUGAAACAGGUUGUCAAGAAUCCGCCGGAUGAUGCUACAAUUAUUUUGAACGCGGUCGAAGGGUUGGCCUAUUCGUCUUUGCAAUCCGAGGUGAAAGAAGCCCUGGUCAGCGAUAGCCAGUUUAUGCAAGCAUUAGGUUCCUUGGCUGUCCACGAUAACGAGAAUAAUCCGCUUCUGUUCGGUAUCGGCACCAUUUUUGCAAAUAUCACCAUGUACCCACCAGUGCUUGACGAACAACAAAAACAAGUUCAGAAACUACGCGACUUAGCCAAUGCGAAACAGAGCAAGACCGCAGUACCAAAAGAUGAUCCUUUGGAAACGAACAAGGCUGUCGAAGUUCGUGUGAAAACAACCAUUGACAGCGGUGUUGCCAUAGCAUUAAUAGCCCUCUCCAAGAAUACCAGUGCCAAUAUCCGAUGGGUGGCGAGUCAAACGUACCUGAAUCUCGUUACCCCACAAGCGUGCCGUGGGAAGUUGUUGCAGCAAGGCAUCGUCAAGCCAUUGUUAUCUUUAGCAGCCGGCAAAAGUGAGAGUCAUACAGAGGACAAACAUACCAUUAUUGCAGCCCAAGCAUUGGCCAAGUUGGCUAUUACAUCCGAUCCAAGGUUGGCCUUUGGGGCCCAGCAAUCGCUGAGUCUGGUGAAACCGUUUCUGCGGUUAUGUAAAGACGAAAAGCAACUACGCCAAUUCGAAGGUUUGAUGGCGUUGACGAAUUUGGCUUCUGUGAGCGACGAUGUACGAGCAAAGAUUGUGGAUGAAGAUGGCAUGUCGAUCUUUGAAAACCUGCAGUUAUCCAACCAUGAAAUGAUCCAGCGCGCAGCUACAGAGAUGGUGUGCAAUAUGACAUUUUGCGAAGCCGUAUUUGAAAACUACAGCGACCCGAAAUCGCAGAACAAGAUCCGGCUUUUGCUCAUCUUUUCAGACCACGAAGACAUGGCCACACGCCGAGCUGCUUCAGGGGCUUUGGCGAUUCUAUCCAACAGUAAGAGUGUAUGUGAAAUGAUCUCCAAGGUCGAUCGAGGUUACGAACGCGUAGCACGACUGAUCGAAAAGGCUGAAAAUGUCGAAAUUCAACACCGAGGCAUCGAAAUUAUUCGCUGCAUGGUUCAGGAACUGGACAAAGACGCCGCCAACGCAUUUGUAAAGCAGAACGUCCCUUCGCAAUUAGUAGAUAUUGUUAAGCAUUGCAACGUCAACCCUGUACGAAGUGCGGCUAUGGAUGUAUUGAAAAUGUUUGUAGCGAAAGGAGUUCAGAUCAAUAUUUAAUUGUGAAGUUGACGGAGAAAAAAAAAGUUGUAUGAUGAAGGAAAUAAAAAGUAAAAAAAUGA
This is a messenger RNA of Radiomyces spectabilis, 2372 nucleotides long. RefSeq names its product armadillo-type protein. Bases 94 to 2310 code for a protein of 738 amino acids. Lineage: Eukaryota; Fungi; Mucoromycota; Mucoromycetes; Mucorales; Radiomycetaceae. The record is from RefSeq and is a predicted model, not a curated record. Gene Ontology annotation, molecular function: protein binding. The transcript has 4 exons.